This is a messenger RNA of Cotesia glomerata, 2648 nucleotides long. RefSeq names its product jerky protein homolog-like. Gene Ontology annotation, molecular function: DNA binding. Gene Ontology annotation, cellular component: nucleus. The transcript has 2 exons. NCBI's taxonomy places the organism in Eukaryota, Metazoa, Arthropoda, Insecta, Hymenoptera, Braconidae. The record is from RefSeq and is a predicted model, not a curated record. The coding region runs from base 284 to 1873 and encodes 529 amino acids.
AUCAAAAAAAUUCAUAGUCUCUCAGCUCUCUAAAGUUACACUCCCUUCAGGAUCUCUCGUUAAAUUAAAACAGCUUUAAAUUUGUAUUUGUAUAAGUGCUUUUUUUUUGUCCUUGCGGUCUUGGAUGCGCACUAAAACAAAACAUUAAGUGCUAUGCAUAACCCAAUUUAUGAAAAUUGAUGAAAACAUUGAUUACAUAUGAAAAAUACGUGCCUUUUAUUAAGUGUGCGUAAUGUUUAUAUUUUAAUAAUUUUAUAAAAUCGAUUUGAAUAAAAAAUCAGACAUGAAUAAGGUUAAAAGGACAUGUUUGUCAAUUUACGACCGAUGUAAAAUAGUUGAACGCCUCAAAGCUGGUGAAUCAAUGAAUAAUUUGGCACGAGAGUACAAAGUAACAAGACAGGCAAUUUGUAGAAUAAAACAUUCGGAAACAAAGCUCCUUCAAACGAAAGAGGUCCUGACAAGUUGUGGCGGAAAUUUGGAGAAAAAAAAAUACAAAGCUACAGAAGAUGGUCUUUUAGAUCGGAAACUUUACGAGUGGUUCAAACAAAGACGUAGUAUGGGGUUUGCAGUUUCUGGUCCAAUGUUAAAAGAAAAAGCGUUACUUUUUAAUAAACGUCUUGGUGGUAAGGAGAAUUUUGCAGCUAGUGACGGCUGGCUUUCACGGUUUAAAAUAAGACACGGAAUUGGAGAAAAAACAAUCCCUGGUGAAAAAUUACCUCCGAAUGUCGAAAAAAUUGAAGGAAGUAAUGUGAAAAUUAAAAUGGAAAAUAUUGGAGAGCUAACUGGAAUUGAUCUUAAGUACAUUUACAAUUGCGACGAAAGUGCUUUAUACUGGAAGAUAAUACCUACGAAAACUUUAAUAGAUCCAGAAGGAGGUCGGAGAAAACCAAAAAAUCGGGUUACUAUUUUAUUUUGUACAAAUGCUACCGGUACCCAUAAGAUCCCUUUGUUUGUAAUUGGAAAGUACGCAAAGCCUCGGUGUUUUAAAAACGUAAACCAUCUGCCGGUUCGUUAUGCCAGUCAAGUAAAUGUUUGGAUGACUUAUGACCUAAUGAAAACAUGGUACAGUUCAGUGUUCUUGCCUGAAAUUAAAAAAGAACAUGAUCUGGAAAAUAAUCCGCACAUUAAAAUAAUAUUAAUAAUGGACUACGCCACUUGUCAUCCACCAGCUGAAGAACUAAAUCAAAUGUGUUCUUCGUGUAGUAUAAUGUACUUGCCUCCAUAUGUUACCGCGCUUAUCCAGCCUCUAAAUCAGGGAAUAAUUGAAAAAUUUAAAAGAUCAUUUCGAAGUAUGUUAUUACAACGAAUACUAGUCGAAAAUGGACUACAGGGUGGAGAAGAUCAUUUGAAAUCGCUUGAUUUAAUCGAUUGUCUUAACAUUUGUCUACUAGCAUGGAACUCAGUUUCAGAAAACGACAUAAAAAAUAGCUGGAAAAAUUUUAUUCCGCAAGAAACUCAAGAUAUUUUGAGAGUUCAAUUAACUGAAGUAUCUGAAUUCCAAACUCUAUUACAUAAAGUCCCACAAUUUAAUGAUUUAUCUAUUGAUGAUAUAACUAACUGGCUGAAUGUAGAUGCUGAUGAUUUCGGCUGGCAAGCUUAUACCGAUGAGGACAUUCUCUUGGAAAGACAGCCUGACAAUCACGCGGAUAAUAUUGUUGAAGAGUUGGAUGACGAGGUUCAUUACAAAGAUCUACCGUCACUGCCUACUGAUUCUAUUUUAGAUGAUGUCUGUCCGACCUUCAUUGAAGCGUUAGGCGGGUUUAAAUUAUUUUUUCGUUGGUUUGAAAAAAAUGGAGAAAAUCCUGAGAAAUAUCAACAGUUGCUUCAGGAACUCCAUCAAGAUCUACUUAAAAAACUAAUCAACGAUAACUAAUUUUAAGAAUCAAAGCUGUUGGAAACUUAUCUGUAAUACUAUAAGACUUGUUAUUAUGUGUUGUAGUUGAUUUGAUGAUUUAAAUAUCAAUAAUAAUACUAAUUUAAAGAAAUAAAUGAAGAUUUUUUUUAUUUUCAUGACAACUUUAAAGAGCGCGCAAUUUUAGGAAGUUUAGAAUCAUUUUUUUACGACUUAGCAUGCGGAUAUGACAAUUAAUGUCAUUAUAUUAAGUUUCUCUCUUAUGACAUCGACAUGUUAACUGAUAAUUACAGUAUCAAUAUCGACUAACAAUUCAGGUACACAAUGUAUAUUAGAUACAUGUAUUACUGGUUCCGCGAACCUUGAAUUGCAAUUGCAGCUGCAUAUAUUAACUAUACACAAAAGAAAAAUUAAAUUGAAUAAAAUAGUCAUUUCGAAGAGCUUUAUCAUCUGGAUUAAAGUGGAAAAAUUCUUAAACUUAGAAAUUUUACUUGCUUUAAGUAAAUUCUACUUGAUUCAAUAAUUGUUCUCUUAAUUCAAGUUAUUUUUUUCUUUUUUUUAAUGUAUGUACUAAUGUUUUGCUACUAAAUAAAUAAAUAUAGAAUAACCCCAGCUUCACACGACUAUUACUUCAAGACUAUAUACUAUUGUUAUUAAUACAAACCGGAAUAAUUAGUUCUAAUUUAAACAGAUGAAGAAAUCAGUCAUUUAUCUAGCGGGUGAUCAAGUGUAAUUGCAAAUGGAACUAAAUAAGAUGAUGUAAUUAGUUUAUUGGUGGUAAAUUUAUUAUAUAAUU